AUGACCGCCCAGUCCCGGCUGGCCUCGUCCGACGACGGGCCCGCCGCCGCCACCCUCACCGUUGGCGUCCUCGCCCUUCAGGGAGGCUUCGCCGAGCACCUUAACCUCUUGCGUACCGCCGCCGACCUCGUCAAGACCUCGACGCCAUUGUCCUUUGAGGCCCUCGAGGUCCGAACCCCGGCCGAGCUGGCCCGUUGCGACGGCCUCAUCAUCCCCGGUGGCGAAAGCACCACCAUUUCCUUUGUAGCCGCCCAGUCGGGCCUCCUUGAGCCGCUGAGGGACUUUGUCAAGACCCAGAAGAAGCCCACCUGGGGCACCUGUGCCGGCCUCAUCCUCCUCUCCGAGCAGGCCAACGCCACCAAAAAAGGCGGCCAGGAACUCAUUGGCGGCCUCGGCGUCCGCGUCCACCGCAACCACUUUGGCCGCCAGAUCGAGAGCUUCGAGGCCCGCCUCGACCUGCCCUUUCUGGCCGCCGCCGACGCUUUUGCCCCCCCGCCCCCGUUCCCGGGCGUCUUCAUCCGCGCCCCGGUCGUCGAGGAGGUGCUACCCGGCGCCCCCGUCACCGUCCUGGCCACCCUGCCCGGCCGCGUCGAUAAGAUGAAGGCCGGCGUCUCCCGGGCGAGCACCAAGGAUGCCUCGGGGGACGUCAUUGCCGUGCGCCAGGGUAAUGUCCUCGGAACAAGCUUUCACCCUGAGCUGACGCCGGAUGCGCGCAUCCACGUCUGGUGGUUGCGCGAGAUUCUGCGGCUGCGGUAG
Molecule: messenger RNA, 756 nt
Organism: Hirsutella rhossiliensis
Lineage: Eukaryota; Fungi; Ascomycota; Sordariomycetes; Hypocreales; Ophiocordycipitaceae
Product: SNO glutamine amidotransferase family domain-containing protein
Exons: 2
Coding region: 1-756 (251 amino acids)
Biological process (GO): pyridoxine metabolic process; pyridoxal 5'-phosphate biosynthetic process
Cellular component (GO): glutaminase complex; cytosol
Molecular function (GO): glutaminase activity
Source: RefSeq, a predicted model, not a curated record